GUGAUCGAUGUCAAUGUGACUGGCUUCAUGUUUGCGCUGUAGCUUACGCAGCUACCGCAUGUUUGCGUAACUUAACGGCCUCCGCCGGCUGACAUCCACCUCCUCCAGGCUGAUGUUUUAUGUCAAAGCCGUGCCAGCCCUGACACGGGCAUGGGCGGACAUUCCCCUUAAACGAUUACUGUCCAGCCGAAAACUACGGUCCACCGUCACCUCCACCUCGGCGACCCGGACGGAGCAGCAGGACGAUGUCAGCAGCCGCGGCGGCGCUCAACGUGAGUCAGCACGGUCGGGGUGUCUCGGACAGCCGCGGAGAGGAGGGAGAGACUGCACCACCGCCGUUGCUAAUGAGUUCUCCGUGGACUUUGACCAGACCCGUGAGGCGUACAAGAGCAAAGACUCAUUAGAGCUGCUCAGAAGUUUGGUGGUUUUCAAACUCUGCACCUAUGACUUCCUGGUUGAUAAGAAUAAAGAGAUAAUGGAUUUCGGUAAGAAGAUCCUCGGCCAGAGAGCAUUUGACCAGUUCAUGAAAAUGACAUUUUAUGGUCAGUUUGUAGCUGGUGAGGACCAUGUUGCCAUCAGGCCGCUGAUCCAGAAGAAUCAGGCCUUUGGCGUCGGCUCUGUCCUGGACUACAGUGUGGAAGAAGACAUCAGCCCGAAUGAGGCCGAGCAGAAAGAGAUGGACUCAUGUGCAUCUGCUGCAGAGAUAGAGAGCAUAGGCGAGGACCACAGAGACAAAAAACAUAAAGGAAAAAAACAAUUCGGGGACAGUCGCAGGGGAGUGACUGGAGCCCACACGUAUUUCUAUACAGAUGAGGCCAAAUGUGAUCAGCACAUGGAGACCUUCAUCAAAUGCAUCAAAGCAUCUGGUGGGAGUUCAACGGGAGGUUUUUCUGCCAUCAAAAUGACUGCUCUAGGACGACCUCAGUUUCUGCUCCAGUUCUCAGAGGUCCUGGUGAAAUGGCGUCGAUUUUUUACUUUCCUGGCAUCGCAGCAGGGGAAAGAUGGCAUGGAGGCCUUAGAGCAGAAGUUGGAGCUGAAACAACUGCAGGAAUUCCUGACCAAACUGGGUGCAAAAGGUGACUUCUAUGGCUGGUUGACUAGAAGGAAAGAGGAAUCUUCAGGAACCGUUGACAUGCUGGACUGGAACAGCCUGAUAGAUGACAGAACAAAGAUAUCUGACCUGCUGGUCGUCCCAAAUGUAGAGCUAGGUCAGCUGGUGCCUCUGCUGGAGACGUUCACUGUAGAGGAAGAGAAGCAAAUGGAGAGGAUGUUACAGCGCUUGGACGUCUUAGUUAAGCAUGCCAUUGAGAAUGGUGUUCGCCUGAUGGUGGAUGCAGAGCAAACCUACUUGCAGCCAGCUAUCAGCAGACUGACAUUAGAGAUGCAGAGGAUCUACAACAGAGAAAAGCCUGCCAUCUUCAACACCUACCAAUGCUACCUCAAGGAGGCCUAUGACAAUGUCACUGUUGACAUAGAAUUGUCUCGACGUGAGGGUUGGUAUUUUGCUGCCAAGCUGGUGCGUGGGGCCUACAUGUAUCAGGAGCGAGAGAGGGCUAAAGAGAUUGGUUAUGAGGACCCUAUUAACCCUAAUUAUGAGUCUACCAAUAGAAUGUACCACAGGUGUCUGGACUAUGUGCUGGAUGAGAUUGCACUCAACAGAAAUGCCAACGUAAUGGUGGCUUCCCAUAACGAGGACACAGUGAAACACACCUUGAGGAGAAUGAAUGAGCUGGAUCUCUUACCCACAGAGGACAAGGUGUACUUCGGUCAACUAUUAGGCAUGUGUGAUCAGAUCAGCUUCCCAUUAGGCCAGGCAGGCUUCCCUGUCUAUAAGUACGUACCCUAUGGGCCUGUGAAUGAGGUGAUGCCCUACCUGUCUCGGAGAGCCCAGGAGAACCGAGGCUUCAUGAAGGGUGCCCAAAAGGAGAGGGAGCUGCUGUGGCAGGAGCUGAAACGCAGACUUGCCUCUGGGGAGCUUCUCUACAGGCCGGCAUACUGAAAAAGAAGAGACAAAAAGUAGAGUGUGUCAACGUGUUGAGUUUUUUUCAUCUUCCCUGGUUGACAGUUGCUGCUGUGGCUGUCUGUUAUGUCUCUCCCUCUGUACAGCUCUCCCUUGAUGUACAUCUCCUGUUCUACCCUGUCCUGCAUUUUUCUUGCUGAUGAACUGUUUCGGCAUGUCACUCUCCUUUUCUGUGUUCCCACUGUUGUUAUUCUCUAUUCUAUUCCUCACUGACGUUACCCACCUUCGCCCCCAUCCGUUCUUCUGUGUACUGCCCAUGUUCUUUCGUUCCUUUUUCCUUAUCCGCCUCUGCAUCCAUAAGCGUCCCUCAUUUUGUCUCCACAUUGUCUACAGAGCUCUGGUAUCCAUCAAGUGAGCGUCUUUACUGCUCCAAAAGGACUCCCUAAAAUGUCAACGAGACCGGGGCGGGCGUCUCGUUUUAUCUCCCUAUUUAUCUUGGAGCGGGACAACAAUAAUAAAAAUAACAGGCUUGAUUUAAAUGGUAGUAAAGGAAAAAUCAAUAUUCCCUCCUAUAUUGUGUUUUUAUUUAUUUUUUUUGCUCUUAGACAGCCACAUAGUCCCCUGAGGAGGUUUCCCUGUACUGUAUAUUUGUGUGCUGUGUUUGAGGCUGUAUUGCUGGGUUGAAAAUGAUGCCUGUUUAUGAACCAAUGAGAAAGUAUAAACGGUUUCUCACUGCACAUCCCUCUUCUUCCAAGAGCUUUUGUUUUUGUAUUUACUGGAAGAAGCUAUAUUCUUGGUCACUGAGGUGUUCCUAGAGAACAUGCAGCACUCAGUAUUCAGUGAGUGAAUCUCCUUUUAAUACAGAUGCCUGCAAGUCGUGGAAGUUGUUUCUUUUUCAUGACACAAGAUAAUAUGCAAGGGAAUAAUAAGUUAGAGGGUUGCCUUGUGCUCUUAUUUUGAUGGAUUAACACGGUGCAGUUUCUAUCUAUGACAAUGUAAAUAUGUUUGAAACAGUUAAUUCCAUUUGUUGUUUCUUUUGUGUCUCACUUUAUGGACCUGGGAAAUUGCUCAAUGAAUAAAUAUGUAUGUAGGUAUGUGUAGCAAAAGUCUACUUCAAAAUGUUAUUAAAAGGAGUUUAUUGAAUGCAA
Molecule: messenger RNA, 3108 nt
Organism: Micropterus salmoides (largemouth bass)
Lineage: Eukaryota; Metazoa; Chordata; Actinopteri; Centrarchiformes; Centrarchidae
Gene: prodhb
Product: proline dehydrogenase (oxidase) 1b
Exons: 14
Coding region: 113-1999 (628 amino acids)
Cellular component (GO): mitochondrion
Molecular function (GO): FAD binding; proline dehydrogenase activity
Source: RefSeq, a predicted model, not a curated record